Messenger RNA from Pan troglodytes (chimpanzee), 3139 nucleotides. RefSeq names its product mitogen-activated protein kinase kinase kinase 7 (gene MAP3K7). The record is from RefSeq and is a predicted model, not a curated record. Bases 822 to 2333 code for a protein of 503 amino acids. Gene Ontology annotation, molecular function: ATP binding; magnesium ion binding; MAP kinase kinase kinase activity. Gene Ontology annotation, biological process: JNK cascade; positive regulation of canonical NF-kappaB signal transduction; immune response. NCBI's taxonomy places the organism in Eukaryota, Metazoa, Chordata, Mammalia, Primates, Hominidae. The transcript has 17 exons.
GGAAGUGUAGUGGGCGGGGCCCGUCGGCGGAAAACGCAGCGGAGCCAGAGCCGGACACGGCUGUGGCCGCUGCCUCUACCCCAGCCACGGAUCGCCGGGUAGUAGGACUGCGCGGCUCCAGGCUGAGGGUCAGUCCGGAGGCGGGUGGGCGCGGGUCUCACCCGGAUUGUCCGGGUGGCACCGUUCCCGGCCCCACCGGGCGCCGCGAGGGAUCAUGUCUACAGCCUCUGCCGCCUCCUCCUCCUCCUCGUCUUCGGCCGGUGAGAUGAUCGAAGCCCCUUCUCAGGUCCUCAACUUUGAAGAGAUCGACUACAAGGAGAUCGAGGUGGAAGAGGUGAGCGAGGCCCGGCAUGGAGACGCCGGUCCCGGCCUGCCCCGCCCCCGCCUCUGCCUGGUCCCGGCUCUGAAGGUGCCUCCCGGGGCCCCUCUAAUUCGCGGGACCGUGCGGGGUCCACCCGGGAGACCCCACAGCCCUCAGUAACGUGGGAGUGGGGGUUACUCUCUGAGCUCAACUGCUCGGGAGUAGCUGCCUUUUUUCCUCUCUUGGGUACUCUUGAUUUUGGAUUUGAUAUUCCGGUGACAAACAGGAGAAUGAACUGGUGAGAUAGUGUGGUCCACCCGUUCUCGUAUCUGUUGUUGGAAGAGGAGCCUUUGGAGUUGUUUGCAAAGCUAAGUGGAGAGCAAAAGAUGUUGCUAUUAAACAAAUAGAAAGUGAAUCUGAGAGGAAAGCGUUUAUUGUAGAGCUUCGGCAGUUAUCCCGUGUGAACCAUCCUAAUAUUGUAAAGCUUUAUGGAGCCUGCUUGAAUCCAGUGUGUCUUGUGAUGGAAUAUGCUGAAGGGGGCUCUUUAUAUAAUGUGCUGCAUGGUGCUGAACCAUUGCCAUAUUAUACUGCUGCCCACGCAAUGAGUUGGUGUUUACAGUGUUCCCAAGGAGUGGCUUAUCUUCACAGCAUGCAACCCAAAGCGCUAAUUCACAGGGACCUGAAACCACCAAACUUACUGCUGGUUGCAGGGGGGACAGUUCUAAAAAUUUGUGAUUUUGGUACAGCCUGUGACAUUCAGACACACAUGACCAAUAACAAGGGGAGUGCUGCUUGGAUGGCACCUGAAGUUUUUGAAGGUAGUAAUUACAGUGAAAAAUGUGACGUCUUCAGCUGGGGUAUUAUUCUUUGGGAAGUGAUAACGCGUCGGAAACCAUUUGAUGAGAUUGGUGGCCCAGCUUUCCGAAUCAUGUGGGCCGUUCAUAAUGGUACUCGACCACCACUGAUCAAAAAUUUACCUAAGCCCAUUGAGAGCCUGAUGACUCGUUGUUGGUCUAAAGAUCCUUCCCAGCGCCCUUCAAUGGAGGAAAUUGUGAAAAUAAUGACUCACUUGAUGCGGUACUUUCCAGGAGCAGAUGAGCCAUUACAGUAUCCUUGUCAGUAUUCAGAUGAAGGACAGAGCAACUCUGCCACCAGUACAGGCUCAUUCAUGGACAUUGCUUCUACAAAUACGAGUAACAAAAGUGACACUAAUAUGGAGCAAGUUCCUGCCACAAAUGAUACUAUUAAGCGCUUAGAAUCAAAAUUAUUGAAAAAUCAGGCAAAGCAACAGAGUGAAUCUGGACGUUUAAGCUUGGGAGCCUCCCGUGGGAGCAGUGUGGAGAGCUUGCCCCCAACCUCUGAGGGCAAGAGGAUGAGUGCUGACAUGUCUGAAAUAGAAGCUAGGAUCGCUGCAACCACAGCCUAUUCCAAGCCUAAACGGGGCCACCGUAAAACCGCUUCAUUUGGCAACAUUCUGGAUGUCCCUGAGAUCGUCAUAUCAGGCAACGGACAGCCAAGACGUAGAUCCAUCCAAGACUUGACUGUAACUGGAACAGAACCUGGUCAGGUGAGCAGUAGGUCAUCCAGUCCCAGUGUCAGAAUGAUUACUACCUCAGGACCAACCUCAGAAAAGCCAACUCGAAGUCAUCCAUGGACCCCUGAUGAUUCCACAGAUACCAAUGGAUCAGAUAACUCCAUCCCAAUGGCUUAUCUUACACUGGAUCACCAACUACAGCCUCUAGCACCGUGCCCAAACUCCAAAGAAUCUAUGGCAGUGUUUGAACAGCAUUGUAAAAUGGCACAAGAAUAUAUGAAAGUUCAAACAGAAAUUGCAUUGUUAUUACAGAGAAAGCAAGAACUAGUUGCAGAACUGGACCAGGAUGAAAAGGACCAGCAAAAUACAUCUCGCCUGGUACAGGAACAUAAAAAGCUUUUAGAUGAAAACAAAAGCCUUUCUACUUACUACCAGCAAUGCAAAAAACAACUAGAGGUCAUCAGAAGUCAGCAGCAGAAACGACAAGGCACUUCAUGAUUCUCUGGGACCGUUACAUUUUGAAAUAUGCAAAGAAAGACUUUUUUUUUAAGGAAAGGAAAACCUUAUAAUGACGAUUCAUGAGUGUUAGCUUUUUGGCGUGUUCUGAAUGCCAACUGCCUAUAUUUGCUGCAUUUGUUUCAUUGUUUAUUUUCCUUUUCUCAUGGUGGACAUAUAAUUUUACUGUUUCAUUGCAUAACAUGGUAGCAUCUGUGACUUGAAUGAGCAGCACUUGGCAACUUCAAAACAGAUGCAGUGAACUGUGGCUGUAUAUGCAUGCUCAUUGUGUGAAGGCUAGCCUAACAGAACAGGAGGUAUCAAACUAGCUGCUAUGUGCAAACAGCGUCCAUUUUUUCAUAUUAGAGGUGGAACCUCAAGAAUGACUUUAUUCUUGUAUCUCAUCUCAAAAUAUUAAUAAUUUUUUUCCCAAAAGAUGGUAUAUACCAAGUUAAAGACAGGGUAUUAUAAAUUUAGAAUGAUUGGUGGUAUAUUACGGAAAUAUGGAACCUUUAGGGAUAGUUCAGUGUAAGGGCUUUGAUGCCAGCAUCCUUGGAUCAGUACUGAACUCAGUUCCAUCCGUAAAAUAUGUAAAGGUAAGUGGCAGCUGCUCUAUUUAAUGAAAGCAGUUUUACCGGAUUUUGUUAGACUAAAAUUUGAUUGUGAUACAUUGAACAAAAUGGAACUCAUUUUUUUUAAGGAGUAAAGAUUUUUAAUUCUGUGAUUGUGUGUAUGUGUGUUGAAACUGUAAAGCUUUUAUGACUCUAAUAUUAAUCUCUUAAAUGAAAUUAAAAGGCAAAAGAACAUGA